Messenger RNA from Neocloeon triangulifer, 1802 nucleotides. Its product is annotated as farnesol dehydrogenase-like. The transcript has 6 exons. Gene Ontology annotation, molecular function: oxidoreductase activity. The record is from RefSeq and is a predicted model, not a curated record. The coding region runs from base 1 to 765 and encodes 254 amino acids. NCBI's taxonomy places the organism in Eukaryota, Metazoa, Arthropoda, Insecta, Ephemeroptera, Baetidae.
AUGGAGCGGUGGCAGGGACGCGUGGCGAUUGUGACUGGGGCGAGCGCCGGCAUCGGGGCGGCAAUUGCGAAACUUUUGGCAGAAAGUGGCAUGAAAGUUGUUGGAUUUGCGCGCAGGAAAGAGAGAGUCGAGGAAUUAGCAGACCAGCUGAAAACCGCAGGCUGCAAAGGAGAACUUCAUGCAUUUGCUGGCGACGUAAGAAGUGAGGAGGACGUGAAACGUGCCGUUCAAUGGACCAGAGAAACGCUCGGGGGCACCGACGUUCUGGUCAGCAACGCGGGGGUUGUGGCUUUUGGCGGUUUAACUGAGGUUUCAACGGAGGAUUUGAAAAAGGUUUUGGACACCAACUUGGUGGGCGCGUGCGUUUUCAUGAGGGAGGUGGUGCAGGACAUGAAGGAAAGGGGUGUCAACGAUGGACACAUUUUCUUCAUCAACAGCACGGCAGGUCAGGCCAUAUUAAAUUUCCCAGGCACUUAUGUGUACGCAGCUGGAAAACAUGCUUUGAGGGUGGUCACCGAGGGGCUGCGAAGGGAGCUGCGUGACAUGGGAACGAAAAUUAGAGUAACGAGUGUGAGUCCUGGUGCUGUGAAAACGGAAAUCGGUUUGGCGGCCGGCGUGCCAAAGGAAAUGGUCGAACUGGGAUACAAACUCAGCGUCAACUUGGAGUCCGUGGACGUGGCCAACGCCGUGCUCUACGCCCUCGGAACUCCACCCCACGUGCAGGUGCACGAGAUCACGAUGCAUCCCACGGGCGAAAAACUGUGAUUCGCGCGGCAAUCACUCAUGCAAAACAGACACACGUCCAUAUUUGAUUAAACAAAACGACACAGCGUGCAAAUUCGACAAACUUUACCAUGGAAUUAACCCGGCUUGCUCUAUAACACAAUAUAAAUGUGCUCGCCAGAGAGCGCGACGCAGACAGGCAAAAGCGCAAAUGCGAUUAUUUAUGUAUGAGAGUUAUUUGCUGCACUAACUGAAUUAAAUCGUCAGCACGUAUGUGCAAUCACGUGUGCGAGGAUGGCGAAAUCCGCACAGCAUGUUCGCACAGUGCAUGUGUGUGUGCGGAAUGAUGUGCGGGUAAUACACUCUCGCACGGCGUGUUUCGUGCAGAGCAAGCGGCCCAUUUGUUUAGACGGGACUUAAUUAAAACAAAGGCGCCGUCAAAUUGUGGAACCACACCUCGACAAGUAACUUUAAUUAACGCGGAGUUUCAUUUGAGCCGAAAAUCUGAUACCACCGAGGGCCAAGAAGUCGAGAAAUUCCCACUCAUUUUGGUUUGCGGUGACAUAAAAGUCAAGUAUUUGAUUAGAUAAGAUAAGAGUGAAUUGGACAAAACACAAAAUCACGUGAAGCACAUAAAAAACUAAUAUUUAGUUGAAAAUAAAAUUCAUUUUUUAUUUUCUUUCAAUAAAUCCAGUUCAUGUAAUUUAUAAUGUGUAUAAUCCUUACUUUUAACUACAAAUCUAGGAUUUAAAAUGAAAUAUAAUUUUAUCUGUAACUAAAAGUUAGCCAAAUUCCGCUCUGGCCUGAGGCUCAUUACGUUGUGCAACAAAAAAUUGAAGUAACAAAGAACUUCUGUUAGCGCAAGGCCUCUAUGAUCGUCUUAUAGGUUUAAAUAAAUCUUUAAUUAAAAUAUUUUCGCUUUAAAAUGCAUCAUUCAUUCAGUGAUUGAGAUAGAUAUAAAAUUACUUUAAAAAUUUUGAAAUUACUUACGCGUAAAUAAUGGCUUAUGGAUAUUUUCUUAAAUUAAAAUAUCAGAACUUUGUUUUCAUUUAUGAAUAAAAAUUUAACGUUUCCUUAAU